UAACUGCUGUUCCGUUUAACUUCUUAUAAAUAGUUUACUUUACAAAUUAAAACUAGUUGAGGAAAAAUGCCUUUUAGGCAUCCGUUUUAAUGUGUUGUUAUAGCAACGAAUCCACCUCCUGUGUGUUGUAAACACUGAAGCAAACAUACAGCUGCUGAGAGUUUAUCCACCUGUCACAUAUCUUUAGGCAUCUGUACAUUACACAUCUAUCAUCGCAUCCAUGGCCCAUUACAGAGCCUCAGAAUCGAAGCGAGAACAAUUUAGAAGAUAUCUUGAAAAGUCUGGAGUCCUUGACACUAUAACAAGCGUUUUAGUGGCACUUUAUGAAGAGACUGACAAACCUAGCAAUGCACUGGAUUUCAUAAAGCUUCACCUCGGUGCGGCCGGACCAGAGCCAGCGGACGUUGAGACUCUUCGAAUGGAGCUGGCUGACCUACAACAGAAAUGCAACCUUCUCAUGGGGGAGAAAAAAGAGCUGAGAAACAGGCUGAUGCAGUACGAACCAUUGCCUGAGGAGGGAGCAGCAGAGUAGAAAGGAGGGGCUUAGUCAUUGCUGUCUGGGGUAAAAAAAGAAAGAAAAAGAAACGUUAAGCAUAAUUUGAAGAAUGUGUAAAUGUUUAUUAAAUAAUAAACUGAUUUUUUGUUGUUGUUAUAUAACAAACAACUUUUGCUUUGUCAUAAAUAAAAAUGUUUUUUUCAGCA
Molecule: messenger RNA, 702 nt
Organism: Cottoperca gobio
Lineage: Eukaryota; Metazoa; Chordata; Actinopteri; Perciformes; Bovichtidae
Gene: mycbp
Product: MYC binding protein
Exons: 5
Coding region: 221-532 (103 amino acids)
Biological process (GO): regulation of DNA-templated transcription
Cellular component (GO): nucleus
Molecular function (GO): transcription coactivator activity
Source: RefSeq, a predicted model, not a curated record